UUGUUUGUUUUACUAAGAUGUUUUCCCCUUAUCAAUAGGGACAUAAUUUUAAUUCCACAUAUAUUUUAAUAAUCACAAAUUAUGACUAUUUCCCCUCAUAUUUGGUAUUGUUUCUGCUGUUUUUUGCGUUGUAAUCUGAAACCUCGCCCACACAAGUUUAACGACGCGCAGUAAACAAGUCAGUUGAUUGGUUUUGCUGUGAUCUAAUAAGAUCGAAGAAGGGAAAAAGGCUACGUAAGCCAGUCCGUCGAGGUUCUGCUGGUGCCAGUGCCAUGCUUUCCAUUGGUUCCUGUUUACAUGAUGCCCGCAGGACGCGCGGGGAUUGGCGGCCGCGCUCACGUGACCACACAACUUUGUACAUUUGACAGCGAGUAGGAGGGUUUUGUGGAGAUCAGAAAAACGACAGCGCGAUAAAAAUUAGUAUUGUUGCACUUCACAAAUUAAUGACCAUGAGUUCCUACUUGAUAAACUCCAACUAUAUCGAGCCGUCCUUUCCUCCAUGCGACGAAUACCAGCAGGGCGGAUACAUCCCCAACCCGGGGGACUACUACGAGCGGCCGAAAGACUCGGGCUUCCCCCACCACGAAGAGCCGUCCUACCCCAGGUCCAACUACACGGAACCGGGCUACGACUACGCCGGCGUGCCCGCCGCGGCCGCCGGACUGGACGAUUUCGGUGACGGACACCUUUCCGCCGCUCAGCCGCCGCCAACGACGCUCGCUCAGAGCCACGGACCGCGCCUACAGGAGGGCUCCGGAGCGGGGGCCGCCAAAGACUGCAGCCUCGCCGGGGAAGUCUACCCUUGCGCGGGGAAGCAGGGCAAGGAGCCCGUGGUCUAUCCCUGGAUGAAAAAGGUCCACGUUAGCACCGUCAAUGCCAGUUACGCCGGAGGAGUGCCCAAGCGGUCCCGCACUGCCUACACCCGCCAGCAGGCUCUGGAGCUGGAGAAGGAGUUCCACUUCAACCGCUACCUGACCCGGCGCAGGCGGGUGGAGAUCGCGCAUACAAUGUGCCUGUCCGAGCGUCAGGUCAAGAUUUGGUUUCAGAACCGCAGGAUGAAGUGGAAGAAGGAGCACAAGCUUCCCAAUACCAAGAUUCGCUCCAAUUCGGCCUCGUCUUCGUCCACGUCCGGGGCCCAGCAACAGCAGAUGAAAACAGGCCAACAGCUCGUCCCCACGCCGUGCACUGUGGCUCUAUAGUGGCCCGAUAUUCCAUGAAAACCCAAACUAGACUGAGAUAGCAAAGAACACAAGUGGAAAUGGACGGACCGAGUGAAUAUUUUUGCUGUAUUUGCCCCUUUUUUUGCGUCUUCACAUAAAAGCUUGAAAUCCAUUUUUUCCAAUUCCCGCAAUGGCGACUGAAGGGUUCACAUUUGCUUUUGAUUUUAUUUUUUUUUUUUUGUGUUACAAAUGAAGGAUAACUGACAGUUAAACGGAUCAAAUAAAAAGUGUUGCAUUUCACGUAAAUGGCCAAAUGGAUAAGGCAAACGCUUGAAUCCUGUCCUUUUGGAUUUUUUUCCCAGUCAAAUUUUCCACGGAAAAUUCGAAUAUACUUGAAAGUUGUGAUUUUGAAAGCAGAUUCGUUUUAGGAGUUCCAUUGUAGUCACGGUUGUGUGUUCGAAUGUAUAGUCCUGCAGGUGAAACGGCCACGUUGUAAUGUACAUAUAGGCAAAAUGAAGGCACAACGAGGAGUGCAUUUCUACAGAUACUUUUUUUGUGCUUGUUAGUUUAGUGUCGUCAGUUAUUUGUUUGAUUCGUGCUCGCUUGUCUCAUGUCGUGUUGUUGGAAAACUGUGAAUAUUCCUUCGUGUUUGUGUCGACGUCUCACUAGUGACCCCUGUGUUGUGUAGACUCAAUGUCCUUGUGAAAUAAAUGUGGAUUCAC
Molecule: messenger RNA, 1882 nt
Organism: Corythoichthys intestinalis (scribbled pipefish)
Lineage: Eukaryota; Metazoa; Chordata; Actinopteri; Syngnathiformes; Syngnathidae
Gene: hoxa4a
Product: homeobox A4a
Exons: 2
Coding region: 444-1199 (251 amino acids)
Biological process (GO): anterior/posterior pattern specification; positive regulation of transcription by RNA polymerase II; embryonic skeletal system morphogenesis
Cellular component (GO): nucleoplasm; nucleus
Molecular function (GO): RNA polymerase II cis-regulatory region sequence-specific DNA binding; DNA-binding transcription factor activity, RNA polymerase II-specific
Source: RefSeq, a predicted model, not a curated record